Pseudogymnoascus verrucosus is the source of this 3297-nucleotide messenger RNA. RefSeq lists its product as uncharacterized. Bases 1797 to 3233 code for a protein of 478 amino acids. Gene Ontology annotation, molecular function: ATP hydrolysis activity; ATP binding. Lineage: Eukaryota; Fungi; Ascomycota; Leotiomycetes; Thelebolales; Thelebolaceae. The record is from RefSeq and is a predicted model, not a curated record. The transcript is spliced from 4 exons.
CGGAGAGUGUCAUCGAACGCCUCCCAUAGAUGCUUUUUGGCGUCUGUUUAGUUAUCCGGAAUGUGUCAUUGACCUUUGUACCAAGCUUCAUAAUGUACUUGUUGAAUUCCCAUGUACCUUUAUUGCAUUAUCUGGCCUGAAGUUGUUCACUUUUGCAUCAUUGGCGCCAGAGGCCAUGAACAGUCUAUAACAAUUUCUUCGCUGUUUUUCUUUAUCGUCUCAAGACUACCUCCGAUACAACCAGUCGUAUCUCCAGGGCGGAAUAAUUUAAAAGUCACUGGCUCUCUCUUAGGCAGGUUCAUGGAGGAUGGGCUGCGGCAGUGAGGAUCCGGGCUAGUCUCAAAACCAGCUACGAAUACAUGGCUUCCGCGAAUGAAGCUCCAAAAAAACCCAUCUUCAGGUGUGAAGAAAUAUAACAGGGGCAGAAGGGGUGCGCAGACGGCGCCAAGAAGAUGGUCGCGAUGUUGGCAUUCGCAAUGGCCGCUAGGUCUACUAGCUUUGGAGACCGAAAAAUACCCAAAACCUGUAAUGUAGCCCCCUGCUUACGGGCUUGGGAGACAAAUUGAAUUGCAAUGAUUGAAUCGCCGCCAAGAUAGAAGAAAGAAUCAUCCAUUCCAACGCUUUCCACAGGAAGCUUUAGGAUUUUGGAGCAAACCUGCAACACUACCUCUUCCACCGAGGGUGCAGGUAGUCGCCGGUGUUGGCUUCCACUACUAAAACAAGCCAAUUCCUCAAUACUGAGGCUCGAAGCUUGCUCCCGUAGUUUACGGCGAUCUGUUUUUCCAGUAGGGGUUGUGGGCAGCAGACGCGCAGUCAAUAUUCGUGCUGGGAUCAUAUAGACUGUCGUCAUGUUCGAGCUCAAUGAAGGCCGUGAGAACUUUAGGGGAGCCUUCUUCUCUGCCUGGCACCAUGUUGACAACCACUGCCCUAGCCGGUGGGAACAAUUGCUCAAUAGCCGUCUCGGUAUCACCCAGCUCCACACGCUGUCCGCGGACUUGACUUGAAAGUCCUUACGGCCGAUGAAGCGAAGGGAUCAAUCCUUAUUGUACUGUACGAAAUCACUUGUCUUAUACAAACGGGCCCCUUCAGCGUUUUUCCGAAACUGUUGCAGCUACUGGGAGAGCUGGUAAUGAAGGCCGCUGCAGUUGCCGUAGGGUUGUUGAUGUUUGAAAGUAUUGCGUGCAAAAUCUGGGCCUCUGCCAAUCCACAAACAAAGAGUUCCUCGACAUUCACGAUGAAGCCCGAAAUUGGGUCUCCAAAUGAUUCUACCGAUGAUGAUAGUAGCGACUUUGAUCAAGUCAAACAUGUCGGCCCACCUACAAAUGGAUCGGCAAAACCAUUAACAUGCGAGGUAAAGGAGUACGAGGAACGCAGAAAUUUGAAAGGGGAGAAAGUACUAAAGAAGGUCGUGGCCAAGAUGGAGGUAGAUGAGAAGAAAGAUGGCAAGGAGUAUGUGAUGAAGUUUUACUAUGGCUCGGAUGGUGUUUUGGAAAGCUCACGACUUGAGAUAUACUCCCCUCAUAUCCAAGAAGCGCUACGUGAGGUUAUCAAAGAGUAUCCCGGCGUCAGCUUCUGCGGAGACCUGUUGAUACUUCAUGGCACGCUGAAAUGCGUCUUCCACUACCGCAAGGAGCUUGAAAGCUAUCGGCAAACCGUCCAGGAUCGAAUUGCCAAGUUACACAUCCAUCUGCUUUUACGCUUUAUGGAAAAAAAACUUUAAGACCGAGAUCAGAAGCUACGAAGCCAACGUGGCAACGUCGCCGUCUAGUCCUGCUAUCGAGUUCAAAGAUCUAUGGAUGGUCUUUCUUCCCGGAGAGCCUGUAAUAACUGGACAGGACGAGAUGAACCAGAUACUAUCCCUAGUGUCUACCAAGUUGGUUAAAACUAACGGUAACACGGUUUGGAUGGUCAUAGGGAAAUGCUUUACACAUGAUGGAAAGGAUUUCGGAUACUUGCACAAGCACAUCAACAUUGAGCCCUAUCAAGGCACGAAGACUAUUAAAAGCUUACCAAUCCUGCCCCUAAGGUAUUACGGAGACGAUGCAGAGAUAGGUCGUGUUCGCCGCCAGCACAUUGCUCGAGGCAAGAAAUUCUGUUCGUUGAAGGGAAAUCAUCAUCGCUUUUACAACGGCAGAGCAUACAUGGUGGGCAAAGAAUGGGAGGAAAAUAUCGCGCCUCGCCCACCACUACCCCCAGGAGCACACUAUUACAGCUACAGGCUUGAAAGUGUGACGGUCAACAGUCGCAUUAUCGUAGACUGUAAGACUUUCGGGGAUUUUAAACCUCCGAACAGAGUCUGGUUGCAUGAACGAAAACCUCUCUGGCCAAAAGAUGGAGAAGAUGAAAUCGAUGCCAUCAGCACAGAGGAUCUCAUGAUUUGUGAUUUUCAGAUCCCUGGAUUUUCACUCUUUGACAAGAAAUGGUGCUUUUUUGCUAUUGACUUCCUUGACGACGUGGAGUUCAACAGCGAUGCAUACAAACAGCUGCUUCUCCCGAAAAACCACAAGGAACUCGCUCACGCAUUAGUUAAAAAUCAUGGAUCUAAUGAAUUUGAUGACCUGAUUAAAGGGAAAGGAAAGGGGCUGGUCUUUGUGCUUCAUGGUGCGCCGGGGGUUGGGAAAGCUUUCACGGCGGAGAGUAUCGCUGAUGAUGUUCGCAAACCGCUUUAUGUUAUCAACUCGGGUGAACUGGGGGUUACUCCUCACGAAGUUGAGACGCAUCUGAAUUCGGCGUUAAAACUGGCAACGCAUUGGGGGGCAAUAGUUUUGAUCGAUGAGGCGGAUGUAUUUCUUGAGCAACGUACUAUUCACGACCUCACAAGAAAUUGUUUGGUAUCCCUAUUCCUGCGUACCCUUGAAUACUACGAAGGAAUCCUCUUCCUUACCACCAACCGCCUCACGAGUUUCGACCUCGCUUUCAAAUCUCGAAUACAUUUAGCACUAAAGUACACAGCCCUAGAUGCACAACGCCGGAAGGAACUUUGGAAGUUGUUCAUCAGUCGCACAUCGUCCCAGAGGUUGGCCGCCUGGGACGAAAGUGUCUUGGAUGAUCUUGCUAAGGUCGAUAUCAAUGGACGGCAGAUCAAGAACACAGUUAGGACUGCAAGCACUCUAGCGAUGUCCAUGAAUACGUCUCUGGAGAAGGAUCAUAUAGACAUUGUCUUAGCAACGAUUGAGAGCUUUGAGGCAGAUCUCAAUGAGGAUACGCAGGAUGUUGUGGAGUCAAGGGAAUGAAGUGAAGGGGGUAGCCAGGCUUAUAGAGGCCCUUUCCAGUGAUCAACCGCAGAAUAUAAUCCCG